Funneliformis caledonium is the source of this 798-nucleotide messenger RNA. The record is from the annotation of a GenBank genome assembly. Lineage: Eukaryota; Fungi; Glomeromycota; Glomeromycetes; Glomerales; Glomeraceae.
AUGUCAUCUAAAGAAAAUAAUGUCAUUUUAAAUUCAAAGUAUGAUGCUUCCGCCGAAAAAACUAUUAUUCUAAACGUUGGUGGUGUUAAGUACGAAACACAGAGAUCGACGCUUCUCUCGUAUCCGGAUACGUUUUUAGGAACAAUGUUUGCAAAGCGUAAUCUGUCAUUACUUCAUCCUAAGAAUGAAAAUGAAUAUUUUAUUGAUCGAGAUGGAAGCCUGUUUCGUUACGUGAUACAAUAUUAUCGCACCGGAAAAGUCUAUUUACCAAAAGACAAUGUUACAUCAUUGGUAUCUUUAAAGGAGAUAGAGGCGGAGUUGGAUUAUUUUCAAAUCCCUUUUAAAAAACAUGAAAAGCAAAAAAUCAUACAAAAACUUUCUUUCACAAAUAAUCCAACGGUAGAGAAAUUAGAUCAAUUCAUAUACGUCUUACGUAACGUUAUAAAAGAGGUCAUGGGUACCUUUGAAACCGAGGUCAUGAUAACGUUUAGUAAAAAUGGUUACCCGCCAUUUAUGAAUUUUGGUCGUUAUUAUGUUAAAAGUUCCGUUAUAAUGGAAAAUAUCGAUUCAUUAAUCAAACCAUUUGGUAGCGUUGCUUAUACAUUUUUGGAUAAGUAUGGUUCCGAUAUCGGUCAACAUCUUAAAGGUGAAAUACCCGAAUUAAGUUGGCAAUACGGUUAUUCACAAAACAGGGAACAACUUAAGUUACACAUGAGUAUUAGUAAUAUCAUGAGCGAUGAGGAAAUCUUUAAGCAUUCUCGUUUAAAUUUAUCCAAUAUGAAAAUAAAAGAAAAGUAA